Cooperia oncophora is the source of this 243-nucleotide messenger RNA. The record is from the annotation of a GenBank genome assembly. NCBI's taxonomy places the organism in Eukaryota, Metazoa, Nematoda, Chromadorea, Rhabditida, Trichostrongylidae.
AUGGGAGCGCUUGAUCAGGAUGUCGACGAUACUUACAGCUUACAAUAUCCGAAGCUUUACUUGCCCGGUCAGUUCAAUCUCUUCUUCAACAUGAGAAUCUUCAUCUAUUCCGUCCUCCAUGGCAUGUUCAGCUCCCUGGUGAUUUUUUUCAUCCCAUAUGGAGCAUUUCUGAACGGCGCUGCCUCGGAUGGUAAGGAUCUGGAUGACUACGCAUCGCUGGCGUACACCACUUCACUGCGUUGA